This is a messenger RNA of Betta splendens (Siamese fighting fish), 2608 nucleotides long. RefSeq names its product parvin, beta (gene parvb). Lineage: Eukaryota; Metazoa; Chordata; Actinopteri; Anabantiformes; Osphronemidae. Gene Ontology annotation, cellular component: focal adhesion; actin cytoskeleton; lamellipodium. Gene Ontology annotation, molecular function: actin binding. The record is from RefSeq and is a predicted model, not a curated record. The coding region runs from base 182 to 1279 and encodes 365 amino acids. The transcript is spliced from 13 exons. Gene Ontology annotation, biological process: actin cytoskeleton organization; establishment or maintenance of cell polarity; lamellipodium assembly.
GAGUGAUUCAUCUGUGUUGAUGCGGGACCAGCCUUCAGUCCGUUAGUUUGUCUUUGUGUCUGUCCGCUGUUAUUGGAUCGUAAAGCUCCUGUCGGUUCCUGAACGCAACUCGGGUGGGAGUGACAUUGAACACAGCUCGAAGAGAAGAGGAGCGUGAGGAGCGUUAGAGCCACGCACUGAGAUGUCCGUGACUCCGACCGCAUCUGCGUCCCCGCAACACGCAAAAAUGAAAAAGGACGAGUCGUUCCUGGGGAGGUUAGGAGGAACCCUGGUCCGGAAGAAGAAGUCCAAGGAAGUGAAUGAUCUUCACGAGGAGGGGAAAAAUGCCAUCAACGCUCCCAUGCUCCCCCCCGGGAUGGACAUCCACCGAGAGGACACACAGCUGGAGGAAAAUGCUGAGAGGGUCAUGUUGGACCCAACGUCGCGGGAAAAUCUCAAAUUUAAAGACCUGCUAAAGGUCCUGAUCGACUGGAUCAACACUGAGCUGGAGGAGGACAGAAUCAUCGUCAAAGACCUGGAGGAGGACUGUUACGAUGGGCAGGUGCUCCAGAAGCUAUUUGAGAAGCUGUCGGGCAGGAAGCUGAACGUGGCCGAGGUCACCCAGUCGGAGAUCGGCCAGAAGCAGAAGCUGCAGACGGUCCUGGAGGCCGUCAACGAGCUGCUGAGGCCCCACGGCUGGAGCAUCGAGUGGAGCGUGGACGCCAUCCAUUCCAAGAACCUGGUGGCCAUUGUCUACCUGCUGGCGGCUCUCGCUAUGCACUUCCAGGCUCCUGUCAGGCUGCCUGAGCACGUGUCGGUGCAGGUGGUGGUGGUGAAGAAACGCGACGGCAUCCUGCAGACGGCUGUCGUUGCCAAGCAGCUGACCAGCACCACAGAAAUGAUGAUGGGGAGAUUUGAACGAGAUGCAUUUGACACGCUGCUGGAUCACGCACCCGACAAGCUCAAUGUGGUAAAAACGUCGCUCAUCACCUUUGUGAACAAACACCUGAACAAGUUGAACCUUGAGGUCACGGAGCUGGAGUCUCAGUUCGCUGAUGGAGUUUAUCUGAUCCUACUGAUGGGGCUGCUGGAGGACUACUUCGUCCCACUGCACAACUUCUUCCUCACGCCUGAGAGCUUUGAACAGAAGGUUCACAACGUGUCAUUUGCCUUCGAGCUGAUGCAGGACGGGGGACUGAAGAAACCCAAAGCCCGACCGGAAGAUGUUGUCAACUUGAACCUGAAGUCCACCCUCAGAGUCCUCUACAACCUGUUCACCAACUACAAAAACUCUGACUGAACUUUCACUAUUACAACUCAUAAUUCUGCCCUGUGCCUGUGCUCAUAUUAUACAUUACAGUCUGGACACUGGAGGAGACCAACUGGGAACGAGAGUCAUUAUGUGGGACUUAAAAAGACCCAGAGGGAGUUGCCUGAAAAAGGCUCUGAAUGCUCGCAUUUAAUCUCCCCCAAAUGUCAGUAUUUAUUUAUUCCUCCCUCAAAUGUUAACUGGAACCCAGGAAUCUUUAUAAUCUUCAUCCCUGCAUUUGAAUACACAGACAUCAUGGGAAAAGAUAUGAGCGCCGAAUGUUAAAACCGGAACUCAUUAGCGUGUAGGACUCAAUUAUGAUCUGCCGCAGAUUAUUUAAAGAGGCUGCAAUGCUGUUCAUGCUGUAAUAUAAUUUAAUGCUUUGUUUAAAUAUUGAAUCAAUAAUUUGAAGUGACGUUUUGGGAAACGAGCUUAUUUGCUUUGUCACAGAAUUAGAUGAGAGGAUUGCUGCUACUGCUGUAGCUGUAGGACUUAACGGGGGCAUCCAGGAGCCCGUUAUGUUCAAUUAAUAACUAGGCCAUGUUAGCAUCUGCUCAUGGUCACCCGUAUGUGGACAGUAUAUAAAUGUAAUGAACAAAACGUAUUAAGCUUGUUAAAAUUAAUGCAUUUUGUUUAGAAAAUAAUUAUAAUAAUAAAAAAGUUCAGUAUUUUGGUGUUAGCUACACAGCUAGCUUCUAAGCUAGCACAGAAAAACCGGACCCGUUAGCUCAGCAAUUAAUACGAUCACCUCUUUACUUUAUCUGUGCAAAAGCAAAUAACUGUUUUUCCCAAAAAACACUUCCUUUUAGGUUACAAUGUGCCUGAAAACGCUUUUUACUCCUAUUACAACUAUGUACUGUAUGAGUACAUUUCUGAUAAUGAACUGUUCUCGUUUGCUCUCAAUGCCGCGUACUUGACUCAAACAAGCGGGAGUGAAGCCUCUUGAGCAAUUCCGUGUGCCUUUAGGACAAGACGUGGAUGACUGAGCAUCUCAACAGACGCCAGGUCUUUAGCCUUCUCUAAAAGCUGCUGUUGGCUCCUGCUCUUAGUGCAGCGUGUUCCACCGUCCUGCGGGACCCACAGUCAGAGCGUCUUCUUAUUGACCGGCCUCUCAGACGAGCCCCCGGAGGCCCCGGCCCGUCACCGCUGGCCUGGCGCUACUACCUGGAGACCCGCUAAGACGUACAGUGCCUGCGUCUCGGCGCCAAGCUGAAUUAUUGAGGCAGCGGAUGAGUCAGUGUAGGCUGCACUAGCGCUAGGCGGCUCACCCCUGUCCAAGUUUCAUCUUGCCUAUCAAGAAAUAAAUGCCUGGAAUCAAAA